This is a messenger RNA of Saccostrea cuccullata (small rock oyster), 1053 nucleotides long. Its product is annotated as PI-PLC X domain-containing protein 2-like. Gene Ontology annotation, molecular function: phosphoric diester hydrolase activity. Bases 39 to 971 code for a protein of 310 amino acids. Gene Ontology annotation, biological process: lipid metabolic process. Lineage: Eukaryota; Metazoa; Mollusca; Bivalvia; Ostreida; Ostreidae. The record is from RefSeq and is a predicted model, not a curated record. The transcript has 2 exons.
ACCCCCUUAAUGGGCCUCAUUCUUUAUGGAAAAACAACAUGGAUGUGGCUCAAAAGCGACAGAAAAAAUGCUGGAAAGAUUGGAUGAGCCAGCUACCCAGUCACCUGCAAAAAGCUCCACUUAAUAAACUCGCCAUUCCAGGGUCUCACAAUUCGUUUUCCUACAGCUUGGAUCCACAGUCUCAAGUGGCCCCAGACCAAUCCAAGGAAAUACAGGCAGUCGUGCACAUGUUUGGCGCGCCAGGACGUGACGUCAUUCAUCGUUGGUCCAUUACACAGAAUCUGACUGUGGAACAACAGCUGAAUUCGGGGAUUCGAUAUUUUGAUAUUCGCAUUUCUAGACACUCUGCUUCUGGAAAGGUUUGUUUCGUUCACGGACUUCACGGCGCAGACGUUAUCCCAUGCUUGCAAGAUAUUAAGAAAUUCCUUGACUCCCACCCGAAGGAGAUCGCGAUUUUAGACUUUAAUCAUUUGUAUGAAAUGGAGGCCUGCCAUCAUACAUCCUUGCUUGAGACCAUGACCGAGAUAUUUGGAAACAAAAUCUGUCCAUUCUUGAACAUGGAGUGUUUAACUCUGGAGAUGCUUUGGGAGAGUGAACUUCAAGUUAUUAUUUUAUAUCAUAAUGAAAUCGUGUCUGACAACCCAUUUUUUUGGUCUGGAUCAUUAAUUAGAUCACCCUGGGCUAAUUCAACGGAUAUAUCCCACGUUUUAUCUUUCCUCGACAAACACAAAAGAGAAAACGACGAUAAAGAACGAUUUUUUUGUUGGCAAGGCGUAUUAACGCCAAACGCACAAACGAUCAUUUCGCACUUCUCCGGAAGCUUGAAAGAUGUUCUUGCUUCGAGGUUGGCGCCAUUCUUUGUCACGUGGGUGAAGAAUGGUAAAAGUGUGAACUGCAAGCAUGGGAUCUUCAUCAUGGAUUUUGUAGAAAUGGCAGAUUUCAUUCCUACUGUUAUUGACCUCAACUAUUGAACCGAUUAUUAUUCUGUGUUGUUAAUGUCCACAUAUCAUUUUUGUGUAUUUUUUAAAUUAAACUAAUUUAUGAAACAAAAAA